Vombatus ursinus (common wombat) is the source of this 1317-nucleotide messenger RNA. It is a transcript of the gene ASB18, whose product is annotated as ankyrin repeat and SOCS box containing 18. The transcript is spliced from 5 exons. Gene Ontology annotation, molecular function: protein binding. Gene Ontology annotation, biological process: intracellular signal transduction. Lineage: Eukaryota; Metazoa; Chordata; Mammalia; Diprotodontia; Vombatidae. The record is from RefSeq and is a predicted model, not a curated record. The coding region runs from base 1 to 1317 and encodes 438 amino acids.
AUGGCCACAGACAGGCUGCCAAAGCCAGGGAGGGCAAAGCUGCAAAUCUUUCAGAAGAUGGAGAGAGACCCCCCUCCAAGUCCUGCUCCUGCGGAACAGUACCACACAGCCUUGGUCACAGGCGACCUGGGCAGCCUCCAGCCACUGAUGGCCCAACACUAUGGAGAUGCCAAUGUGGUCUUUGAGAUCAAUAAGAAUGAAAUGGAAUGGCAGCUGAAAUCUCCAGCCACUUUUGGACUAUCAGGUCUCUGGUCCCUGGAGUAUAAGAGAGAGCUCACCAAUCCUCUCUGCAUCACUGCCAGUCAUGGCCACACUGACUGCGUGCGCCACCUGCUACGCUGGGAUGCUGAUGUUAAUGCAGCCCCAGGUGGGAAGAGUGCCCUACAUGAGGCCUGCCAAGGGGGUCAUACCGACUGUGCAGAAUUGCUCCUGGAACACCAGGCUGACCCCAACCUAAUGAGUGAGGAAGGCUUGGCUCCACUCCACCUGUGUACCUCCCCAAAUACUCUCGGAUGUGCCCAGAUGCUGGUGAAGCAUGGUGCCCGAGUAAACCAAAUGAGCAGCGAGGGCCAGGAAAGCCCCCUUCACAUUGCAGCGAAACAUGGCCUUGUGGAUCAUGCUCUCCUUUACCUACAACAUGGGGCCAGUGUGGACUCUAGGAACAGACAUGAAGAGACACCCCUCAGCGUAGCUUGUGGCCAAGCCCAGGAGCCCCAUGGUCAGGAGCCCUACUUGGAGGUGUGCCACCUGCUGCUGCGCCAUGGUGCAGAUGCCAACGCCACCGAUGAGGAAGAGAAGAGUCCCCUCCACAAAGCCUGUAAGAAUGCCAGCCACCCCCUGGUCCAGCUGCUGCUCCAGAACAGAGCCAAGGUCAAUGUUUUUGACUACAAUGGCACCUCCCCCAUGGCCUGUGUUCUGCAGAAUGCCUCCUUCAAGAGGGAGUGCAGACCCCACCAGACAGUGCAAACGCUCCUCAAUCAUGGCUCCCAGAGGAUCUGGCCAGGGGCUUUUGAGAAGGUCCUGAAGUCUUGUGCAUCCACUCCAGAAAUUAUUGGGAUCCUUUUCAACUCCUACUCAAAGCUCCGGGUCUCUGAAAAAUGGAGAGAAGUAAUUCCUGAGGAAGUGUUUCAGAUGUAUCAGCCUUUUUACCAGUCUCUCUUCAUGCUAUCUCGCACCCCGAGGUGUCUGCAGCAUCUGUGCCGCUGUAUCAUCCGCAAGCGCCUUGGCAGCGAGUGCUGGUCCUGCAUUCCCCGGCUGCCCGUACCAGACCCUCUGCAGCAUUAUCUCCUGCUGGAGCCAGAAGGCUCGUUGCUCUGA